AGCUCAACUCAAAUUUGUGCCCUCACGCACCGACCGCCGAAGAACCAAAAAAAAAACCCGACGAGCAACAGUCUCGGUUAAAACGGUGUUCUUUUUCUUUUUAAAUUGGGACAGUCGUCGCUAUUCCAUUUCUCCGUCCCCCCCCCCCCUUCCCCCGUUCGCGUCGUUCUCUUCUCAGCAACGCAAACCAUUUUCUUCUCUCUUGGGCUAUUCUUAAAAUUGCGCGUCGGUCCGGUUUUUUUUUUUUUGUAUUCUCUCUUAUUACUUUCCUGUUCAUUGACGUGUGCAUCGAAGGCCGUUGCUUUUUCUCACAUUCCUUUCGUUUUGCUACCUGCCUUCUCGUGUAAUACGCACACACCCAUAUAUUUAUAUACUUUAUUUGUUUAUCCUCUUCAAUUUCAGCUUCAUGUCACGUUACAUCGACGUCGACGACAUCCGCAUCGGCGCGGACUACCGGUGCGUGUACUGCUUGAACCCCGUCUCCAACGCGCUGCUCAGCCGUCAGUGCCGUCACCACGUCUGCGGUGCCUGCGCUGCCGCUUGCAGGGGCCACUGCCCAUGGUGCGGGUGCGGCACCUACUGGAGCGCUGACCCUGCGUUCAGUGCAGAGGCGCAGGCAGCCGUUGAAGAGGGUCUCAUCCAAUGUGCCGUCCAGCAACUCCGCAAGGCCUUCGGCUACGAGGGUGAGGCGGCGCUGCGCGAAACAGCCGUGAGUUUCCUCAACACCGAAAGCCGCGAGGCCAACGUGGGUGCGAUGAUGGAGCAUCUCUCGCAGAAGCGCAAAAACAUCUACGCCGCGUCGCCCUCUCCCGAUGCGGUCGAGACAAUGCAGCGAACGGCGUACACGUGUGACGACGCGUCGGUGCUGCACCGUCUAGAGAAUAAGAGACACAUUCGCUCUCUGAUGAUCAACGACGCCAACUUUUGGGACACGAGACUGCUGUCCGGGUUCACGGCAUUGCAGGUGCUUCGUCUGCGGGGCUGUCGCCGCAUUAAAGACUUGUCGGGGCUGAGCGGGUUGAAGUUCCUCAAGACCCUCAACGCCGCCGGCACCGGCCUGCGCAGCCUCAAGGGCUUGGAGCACUGCCCAUCGCUCGAGACGGUGAUUGUGACGGGCUGCAGGAAGGUGGCCAGCAUCGCUCCUCUCUCGCAGCACGCGUGCUUGCGGACGCUGCACUGCGGGCAUACGAACGUGGCGGACAUCGAAGCCGUCGCGUCGUGCGAGCGCCUGGAGGUGGUCACCUUUGACGGAUGUCGCCUGCUUACCAAUCUGUCCCCGCUGGCGGGCCUAACGAAGCUGAGGGAGGUUGGCGCGGCCACCACCAAGGUGACGAUGCUGGAGGCGCUGCGCGGCAGCUGCGCAACGCUCGAGCGCGUCGUUAUGGACAACUGCGCCGGUCUGUCCGACUUGUCGCCGCUGUGCGAGGCGGAGCACCUCAAGGCCCUCCACGUCAACGGAACGAGCGUCCGCGACCUCUACGGCUUUGGCAAGAAGCCGCUGAACUCGGUGGAGCAGCUGCACCUCCGCGACUGCGACCGCAUCCGAAACAUCGCCGACCUCGUCGCGGCGAAGCAUCUACGCGUGCUCGACAUUGGCCACACCAGCGUGUCGAGCCUCGAGUACCUCGUGAACUGCAUCGACACACUGGAGGAGCUGAACAUUGAGGGCUGCCGCCGCAUCACCGACAUUUCCAUCCUAUCCACGGCCGCGCAGUUCAAGUCGCUCCGUGCCUCAGACAGCGGCAUUCGCAGCAUCGCCGCGCUCUACCCGUGCAGCGCCACGCUCGUGUGCGUCAGCGUCGGCGGGUGCGCGGAGGUGGUCGGCGCCACAGCCCUCGCGGAUGCGCCGCUGUUGCUGGAGGUCGUGCUGCGCGGCACGGGCGUGACCAACCUCCACUUCCUCGAAAACUGCAGCAGCGUGCAGAUCCUGGAUUGCGCCGACUGCGUGCGCAUCCACGAUCUCUCGCCGCUGCGCAAAGCGACGAACCUGCGCGAGGUCGUCUUUUCCAACACCCGUGUGCGCGAUAUCGCGGCGCUGGCGGCGUGCCCGCAGCUGGAGGUGGUGAACUGCGCGAACUGCCCCGACGUCGCCGACGUCUCCGCGCUGGACAGGGCGGUGCACCUGCGCCACGCUGUCUUCAGUGGCACGAGCGUCCGCGACAUCGCGCCGCUCUCCAAGUGCACGGCGCUCGAAGUGGCCGACUUUCGCGACUGCGCUGCGCUCUCCUCCAUCGACGCACUCGUUGCCUGCACGCAGCUGCGUCGCGUCAUCUUUGCCAGCACGAAGGUCCGCAGCAUCGCCCCUCUGAGCCGCAGCCGGCACAUCGAGGUGGCCGACUUCGCCUUCUGCAGCAACCUGACGGACCUGACGCCUUUUUCGGUCGCGACAGAGCUGAAGACAUUGAACGUCGAACACACCGCCGUGGGCAGCCUCGUGGCGCUCGCAGACAGCACACAGCUCGAGACGGUGAACGUGGCCUUCUGCGCGCAGGUCGACAAUGUCACGCCGUUGAUGCACUUCGCGCAUUUGUGGUACGUCAACCUGCAGGGGACGCGGGUGAGCGACGUCUCGCCGCUCGUGACGUGCCGAAUGUUGGAGGUGCUCGACAUCCGUGACUGCAGAGACGUCACCGACGUGUCAUGUCUCUCGCGUGCCGGCGAGCUCUCCUCGCUUUACGUGCACCGCAGCGGUGUUCGCGACAUCAGCUCGCUUCGCCUCAACGACGGCGUGAAGGUCUUCGGGCUCCCGGGCCGUGCAGUCAGCACAGCCACUGAAGCCCGAAGCCCGUUCACGCCGCUGUCGGAGACCUCCACCCCGUCCAGCGACGCGCAGAAAAUUGAAAAGACGCCGUCGUCAGAUCGGCGCUGCUCGUACGCUUCCGGCCCCUGCAGCUGCAUGUAA
Leptomonas pyrrhocoris is the source of this 2902-nucleotide messenger RNA. RefSeq lists its product as hypothetical. The coding region runs from base 407 to 2902 and encodes 831 amino acids. The transcript has a single exon. The record is from RefSeq and is a predicted model, not a curated record. NCBI's taxonomy places the organism in Eukaryota, Euglenozoa, Kinetoplastea, Trypanosomatida, Trypanosomatidae.